Molecule: messenger RNA, 2125 nt
Organism: Periophthalmus magnuspinnatus
Lineage: Eukaryota; Metazoa; Chordata; Actinopteri; Gobiiformes; Gobiidae
Product: RNA-binding Raly-like protein
Exons: 7
Coding region: 138-752 (204 amino acids)
Cellular component (GO): nucleus
Molecular function (GO): RNA binding
Source: RefSeq, a predicted model, not a curated record
GUAGUAGCACAGCUGAAUGUCUGCCUCAGCACUGGCACAGAGGAGUGAAGACACACAGACGAUACAGAGAGAAAGAGGAGAGGGUCGCCUGCAGCUUCUGUCUCUACCAUCACUCCAGAUAAUUUUGUAUCAUCGACAUGACCCUGUUCAGCCCCAGAUAUAUGAGUGUGAGUGGAGAGCUGAAGUCCAGCCGCUCGAGGGCUGCGAGUAAGAGGAGUAACACUGGCACUUACGGAUCAGAUGUGGACCUGGAAUAUGACAGCUAUCACGAUGAUUACUAUGACAGAGUGUAUGACACCCAGCGUGUCCCAGCUUCCUCGUCUCCGGUGCCGCUGGGAGCCAGUCCAGCCAAACGUCCACGUUCCUCCUGCUACUCCUCCAGACACAGACACAGUCGGGACAGAAGCCACUCCAAAUGCUCCAGAGCUCACUCUUCAAGUUCAAACACAGCCAAGUUGGGCCUGGAGGAGCUGCAGGUGAUAAAGAAGGAGCUGACUCUGAUAAAGACACAGAUCGAUGGUCUGCUCGACAGUCUGGACAGGAUGGACACACAGAGGACUGAGCACAAAGGGUCUCCCCCGAGAGAGGACAGUCCAGCUGGCUCUCAGUACUCUCCAUCGGCCAGCAGCCCAGAACACUCCCGCUCCUCACUGUCCCCUCCCUACCGCCACCGAAUCCACAGGGAGAGCCCCGAGCUGGACACAGAUGACCACCACACAGUGAUCAAUCAUCACUCUGAGGAAGAAAUAUGAACGUACUGAAGAUGUACAGUGGAGGUCAUAGAGCAAGUGCCAAACGAGGACAAGAACUAUCAUCAGACAAAUGUCUACAACAAUAUCAACAAAGACAAUAUUAUUUUUACGGCUCGACUGAAGACCUCAAUUACAUGUUGUUUUCUUUUUUUAAAAGAAGACAUAUUAUGCUUUUUCCGGGCACUACUUAUUAAUGAACUUGACUUUCUGUAACAAAAUACAGAAGUGAGAGGCACUGUUUCAUUAUAGAACUAUUUCACUGUAGCAGCAGACUUUCAUGUACAUGUUUUUAUUUUUCCAAAAUGCAACGCAACAUUUGUGAGCCCUAUGUAUAUGACCUGGAGUCAGUUUUAUUUUGAAGAAUUAUACUGGCCACAGAGAGUUAAAAAUUAACUUUAAUACUGAAGCUAAAUUAUUCAAACAAGCAGGAAUCAAUCAAAAUACAACUUUCAGUAUGUAAAUGAUAGGAAAACCUUAACACGGUUAAAAACAAUUCAAGUUUGCAUAAUAUGUCUCCUUUAAGAUAAUCUGAACCAUACAAGGAUAAUUUUACAAAAAAAUAUUAUAAUAGAACCUAAGAAUUGACGAAUAAUGUCUUUUUUUAAAGUGAAAUGCUGUUAGCUGUUCCCAGAUGAUAAAAAGCAAAACAAGAUUCUUAUUUGAAAAGUAUUAGUACAAAAUAAAAAAGGGGCUGAAUUGGACCUACUUUGAAUAGUUUUAAAAUAAUUUGAUUCUAUAGUUGAACAAAAUAAGACCUUGUGCUAAUAAUAAAGAUACUAUAAUUAUUAUUUACAUUGCAUUAUCUACAUGGUGUUUUAAAAUGAUUAAUGUGGUAUCAGAAAUUGGUAUGUUGCGUCUUUUCCUUAGUAUAAAUAUUUAGUUCAAAGUUUUUGCAUAAUUAAAACAACAAUUUAGACAACACUGUAAAAAAAGAAAACUAAAGUAACACAUACUCAUCCAACAAGAUGUUAGAAACAUUUUGCACUAGUAAAAUACAAGCCUUACUGGUUUGAGAAGAAAAUACUUUUAAAGCUCCCAACAAACCACAGUAAGUUACACCUUCAAGAUCUUAGGUAAACAAAUACUUUGGAAGUACAUAAAUGACUGAACUGUGAUUUUUGGCUCUCGUCAUUAAACCCUAAGACUAUAAAGAAAUAAUGCUGGGUCUCUUUCCCUUUGUAAUCGGCAAACUUAAACAAGUAAAAGCCGAACCAUUGUACAGUAAUGCAUAUCAAUGUAAAAUUGUCUACUUUAGAAAUACUUUGAGUUUAAUAUGGUGAUGUAAGAUAUGGUGUUCAUGUUUGUAAGGCUAUUUAGGUAAGCCAGGUGAAAUGAUCAUUGUAUCAGUAAUAAAAGUAUUUUUCCUAUUGCCU